Molecule: messenger RNA, 1403 nt
Organism: Notothenia coriiceps (black rockcod)
Lineage: Eukaryota; Metazoa; Chordata; Actinopteri; Perciformes; Nototheniidae
Product: angiomotin-like
Exons: 6
Coding region: 130-1047 (305 amino acids)
Biological process (GO): regulation of cell migration; angiogenesis; establishment of cell polarity involved in ameboidal cell migration
Cellular component (GO): lamellipodium; cytoplasmic vesicle; bicellular tight junction
Molecular function (GO): signaling receptor activity
Source: RefSeq, a predicted model, not a curated record
UGAUCUCUCCUCAGGUCAAGUAAGGAGGGUUCAGUUCAUUUCCAGAGGCCCCAUCAUCAGCACAGUCCCACCUCCUCUGUCACCUCUGUGGGAUCCUUGUCCCGUACCCAGUCCUCCACCCUUACCAGCAUGCUCAGUGCCUCCCACUCAUCCCAUCCGUCCUUCCCUUACCAGCACCCCCAGAGCCAGGGAGAGCCCUUCCCUAGCCCUGGGCCCUGCAGUCCACAGGGUCCGAGCUCCCACCAAGCAGGUGAGCCCUUUACCAUGGGUUCCAUUCAUCAAACACCAAGAAGUCAUGGUUUCCCUCAUGACCCGUACGGCUCCACUCCCAGGAUGUACCAUCAGCAGCCUCAUCAGUGUCAGCAGCAGCAGCAGCAGCAGCAGAUACAGCAGCAGCAGAUACAGCAGCAGCAGAUACAGCAGCAGCAGUUCCAAGGACCUCCACCUCCUCACCUCCAGCUGCCAGUCCAGACCGCACAUUUCCCCCAACCACAAUCCUACUCUCAACUGCAGGGGGAGCCUUUUGCUAUGAUGGUGCGAGCCCACCAGAUGGUGGAUGUGCUUACGGAGGACAACAGAAUGCUGAGGCAGGAGAUGGAGUCCUGCCAUGAGAAAGUCAAAAAGUUGCACAAGUUGGAAACGGAGAUCCAGCUGGUGUCAGAGGCAUAUGAAAACCUUGCUAAGUCUUCCUCAAAGAGGGAGGCCCUGGAAAAAACCAUGAGGAACAAGCUGGAGCUGGAGGUCCGGCGGCUGCACGACUUCAACAGGGACCUCCGAGAGCGCAUGGAGACGGCCAAUAAGCAGCUUGCCGCUAAAGAGUGCGAUGGCUCAGAGGACAACCGGAAAACCAUAUCCCAACUGCUUGCACAGAAUAAGGAGACGCUCCGUGAGAAGGAGAAGCUGGAGAUGGAGUUGAACGCAUUGCGCUCCGCCACGGACGACCAAAGGAGACACAUCGAGAUCAGAGACCAGGCGCUCGACAACACACAGGCCAAAGUGGUCAAGCUGGAGGAGGAGCUAAACAAUAAGCAGGUUUUAAAAUUGUAGUUUACCCAAGGAAAGGUGACCCUCAACAUUGUACCCUGUGUGGCAACAUUUCCUCUAACCUGACUGAUGAAACUCCACUCACAGUAGAGGUGUGUAAAAUCAGUAAGGUCUAGGAUGAAAUCUGGGAACAACAUAGAUAGCAGAGGGAUGGUAAAGUCAGAAAGCAUCCAGAGAGAGAGACACACAUGGUUGGUUUGGCGCUCUUCAUGCGUAAAAAAUAUAAAAUACCAUCGGACUUCCUCAUCCUUUAACCGAGAUAAGAUUGUUGGAGCGAGUUAUCUGUUUUUUGACACGUUUUUACAUUGAAUUGUGCCUCGUGUCACAUCAUAUUUUGUGUUGGUGGGUAUAUUCAGUGA